AUGAUCCUUACAUUUGUGAUUUGUGCUUUUAUUUUUGUUAAUCGUUUUUGUUGGGCCUUUCAAAAAAUUACCGAUAAUCAAUAUGCAUUGAUGCCAAAUCUAUUUCAUCUUGACGAUUAUGACAAAUGCAUGUUAUUGCAAAACAGAGCGCUCUAUUGCUCGAUAACUUUUGAGCUUGAACCUCUGGAUGCUGAAAAUCCUUCAGAAAUAUGGAAAAUAGUCAAGUCAGUGAGUUCUGUACCAUCAAAUUACAGACAUGACCAUUUAAGGCAUGGGAUUUGUGUGCCAACUACUUGUCCCAAUACUUCCGCUCUAUCUCUACAGGACCAAUCAGAAAUUACCAAAGAUAUAAACGAUUGUUACAAUAACAAGUAUGAAAAUAUGGGUUUGAAGGGGAAUGUUACAAAAAUAGAUUGUUUAACAUACAAUUUUUCAUAUCCAAUUGAUCAAUACGAUAUUAUAGUAGCGGUUCUCAUUUUAUUUUAUAUAGGUUUUAUAAUUUUUGCUUCUGUCUACGAAGAAAUAGCCAAAAGAAAAUCGCGAUUACAAUACGAUGAAAUUAUAUCCAAAACAAUUGGAAAAUAUUUAGCAGCUUUUUCGAUUUCAAAAAAUUGGAAGAGAUUAACCAAGGUCGAUGAGAAUCAAGAACUAAGAUGUUUAGCUGGAAUUAAAUUUUUCAACAUGAUUUUCGUAGUGUUGGCUCACACGAUGUUAAGUGUUUUUGCAGGUGGAAUUUUUAACACCAAAUUUUCCGAAAAUCUAACAAAAAACACUUUUAAUAUGAUAAUUAUCAAUGGAACAUACAUAAUACAAUCAUUUUUUUUGAUAUCCGGUUGGUUAUUGUCUUACAAUUUUUUUUUGAUGUUCGAAAAAAGGAAGUUUCGUUUAAUGUAUCUUCCCAUGGUUUUUGUUAAUAGAUACAUUAGAUUGACCCCGGUUUUUGUCGUCGUACUGGCUUUUCAUUGCACGUGGUUGGUGCACUUGCCAAGGGGGCCUCAGUGGCACAAAGCUGUCGAAUGGGAGCACCAUUAUUGCAGAAAAAAUUGGUGGACCAAUAUGCUAUACGUUAACAAUUACGUGGACAAGGAACACAUGUGCAUGGAGCAUACGUGGUAUUUGGCAGCUGACACGCAAUUAUUUGCUGUAUCACUAAUAAUUUUGGGAGUCGUAUUCAAAAUUCCAAAAUACACCAAAUUAAUUCUUGGAUUUUUUUUCGCCAUGGGAGUUUUUUUGCCUGGACUGGUCAGCUGGGUUACCAACAGUGACAUUCUAACCAGACUUUACCCAGAAAACUUAUACCUAUUAUUACUGGAAACGGAAAACUUUCACACCCUGUAUACUUCCGCGUAUUCCAACGUGGGAGGCUAUGCACUGGGCCUACUAAGCGGAUAUGUUUAUUAUAAAACCAAAGAUAUAAAAAUAAAUAUAACCACGUUUCAUGUUUUAUUUUGGUGGUUACUCACUUUUGGCAGCGGGUUGUUCGUUAUCCUGAUAGCAGGAAUAAUGUACAAUGACGAUUUUACUUACACACGAUUGGAAGCCGCUCUUUAUUGGGCCUUUGGAAAAAACGUUUUUGUAUUUGCGGUAGCUCUGGCCAUCUUUGGAGCCACCAGAAAUUUGGGAGGAAUUAUAAAAAAAAUACUGGAACUACGGAUGGUCCAAAUUCUAAGCAGACUUACUUAUAGUGUGUAUAUUGUCCAUGUAACAUUAUUAAAAUACAAAAAGGCUGUCGUGAGAAGCCCAUCCUAUCUAAGCUAUUACACUGUUGUUUACGACUGUUUCUCCGAUUUAUGUUUAUCAUACAUUACGGGAUUACUGUUGUGUUUACUCUUCGAAAUGCCAAUUUCGGCGUUACAGAAAAUUUUUAUUCCUCAACUAAGCUCAAAAUCUCAACCAAAUUUAAAUGACAUCCAUUCAAAAACGAACGAAGAAGAAGAACUAAAAACUAGUGUUUAAUUGUAUUACUGAAGUACCUA
Molecule: messenger RNA, 1976 nt
Organism: Brassicogethes aeneus
Lineage: Eukaryota; Metazoa; Arthropoda; Insecta; Coleoptera; Nitidulidae
Source: the annotation of a GenBank genome assembly